Molecule: messenger RNA, 738 nt
Organism: Ilyonectria robusta
Lineage: Eukaryota; Fungi; Ascomycota; Sordariomycetes; Hypocreales; Nectriaceae
Exons: 1
Coding region: 129-668 (179 amino acids)
Source: RefSeq, a predicted model, not a curated record
GCCUGGUUCCACGAACGAACCGUCGUCGUUGGCUGUGCAGCGCCUCGCCUCUCGGUGUGCAUCCAAGGCGCCCACCCUAGUCUCUUAGUCGUUGUCCUGAAACCUAUUUUUCGUGUUUGAAUGGCCAGAUGGUCAUCCGUGACCCCUUUGGGCGUUGGCAUAGCCUCCUUCAGCUCGUAUUGCGGCUGAUGCGUGCUGCACGGUACUCUGCCGGCAGUGCAAAUGAGAUCUUGGUUGGGUUACAUGCGAAUACACUUUCGGAUUCGCUCUCGCCCUCACCCUAUCUGGCUCGGUGGCGGUUUUAUUUCUGCCGUCGUCAGCGCACACAGUAUGCCAUAUUUGUCGCGUGUCCGGUAGAUGCCUCUAUCGCUCUCUGUCGCUGUUGGAAAUUGUCGUCACUGUGGCCUGUUGCCCAGCCAUCCGCGUCCCGGUUGACAGCAAAGACAUGGCCCGAGAGCCGGAUGUCUUGCAUGAUUUCGCAAGCAUCCCCCGCCUUGGGGAACGGAAUCAUUGCUCCCGACGCAUCAAUGGCUUUUUUUGCAGGAUUCUGGCGCAUCUCCUCCCUGGCCUAUCUGACGUCGGCCAUGGCCACACCGACCCUGGAUACGGCUGAGGUCACCCGCUUCCGGCAGGGUGCCAACCCAAUUAUAGCACCUCGGGUCCUCUAGUGUCCGCGUAUCUAAUGUCCGGCCCGACGCCAUUAAAACACAAGAGACUGUAUAGCUAUAUCGCUUGGCA